UGAAUGAUUUGGACUGAAUUAUUUAGUAGGCUCUGGCCAUCAUCACGUUGUUAUCUAGUGGUAGUGCUAAGUGUGAAGCCCAUGUUCAUAGAAAUGCGGAUAGUUCCGGUUUCUGCAGGCCGUUCAUGACGGGCCUAAAGAAUUUAUUGUUAUUAAUAUUAAUAUAUUUGAAGCCGGUGUUUGUAUUAUUGGUGUUUGUGUAUUAUUUAUCACUGCACCUUUUUAAAUAGAAUUGGGUCAACUGUUUGACAGUCAUGUCAGUUUUUUCAGUUUUGGUACUUGCUACUACGAUCUCUGUCUCUUUACAGUUGAACUGUGGCACCAAUUACACAUAUGUUGUGGAAUGGGAGCGGAAUUGGUGCGCAGUACAAAAUUGUUAUUAUGAUGAAAAGACAGAGUCCUGUCGAGAGUGCUCGGCAUGUAAUCAAGUAUUCAGAUUGGAAUCUGAUGGACCAAUGCUGCAAUGCCUGGUAGAGCAUAGCGAUCAUCACCUAUGUGCUCCUUCUGAAUUAACAUUCUCUAGUUUUUUUGAAGACAAAAUGGCCCUACCUAUCUGUUUCAUAGCUAGUUUGCUGUUCACAAUGCUGGUUAUAGUGGGCAUGUCUUCUAUGGCCAAUCACUGUAUCCUCAACAAAUGUUAUUGGUUGCCAAAAAUUCAAAAGACAUCCAGAUAUAUAAGUGGUGAGAGGCUUAAAAAUAUUGAGAUUCGGAAAUUGUACCGGCAUGUCGCUAAAAAGGUGGAGAAGAUUGCUAACUCUCUGUCUAUCCAAAUACGGGAUAUAAAGCCAGUAGGUGGUGAUCAAUAUUCCAGGGAAGAACUCAGUUUUCGCUUUCUUGCGAGACUCAGUAACAGUGAAAAUGACAUUGCCAAAAUUGCGCAGACCUUCUGCAAAGUCGGAUAUGGUGAACUUCUCUACAGAGUAUUUACUAAUCAUGAUAUAGUGGAACCUGAAGUUCCAGAUGAUCAGCAUGAUUUGAUGAAACUGGAACCUGAAGUUCCAGAUGAUCAGCAUGAUUUGAUGAAACCUGAAGUUAUUCUGAAUCUCUGUGAUAAACUUUAUAAACACCCGGAUUAUGCCAGAUACCAGUUUGAGAUUGCAAUUGAACUACAUUUUGAUCUACCAGAUCUUGAUAACUGCCGAUCAGAGGGAUUUCUAAGCAAAGAUGCUAUGCAAAGAAUAUUUGCUACAAAAAAUCAAGAGAUCAAGUACUCUUUUCAAUACAUUCAACAAGUUUUACAGCGUGCUCAAAUUCCAAAAUCACUGUUGCAAAGUGCCCAGAUUCACCCACCUGACUAACCAAUGUUAAGUUUAUAUUUCAACAAUAUUUUAAAAUUGUUAAUUGAGUUUAUUUUUUGUUAAAUUUGUACUCUUAAGCCGGGCACUUACUGCGUCGCCGUAUGACCAUCGCACAACGAAUCCAACUCCGCUCUUUGGGAGCGAUAGACGAGGCGACGCCGUCUGAUGAUUGUCAGUGGCAAUCUGAACGGAUCCUCAUUAAAAAGACGAUCCGUUGGUUCCGCGCCGUUGUGUGCGUUCGUCGUCGCGUUGCUGUCUCGAGCAGUAAGCACCCUGCUUUAUAGCUGUUUUACAAGGUCGGUUGAUACAGUAUUCAGGGCCUUCUUAAAUAUAUGAAAUAUAAGAUGCUAAACUAAAGCUCUGUUCAUAUUGACUAUUUUUAAUCAAACUACUGUAAUAAGCCAGUUGGUAGUUUGAACUGAGCAUGCCCAUAUCAUAAGGUCAAUCAACUCGGGUAAAGGUAGAAAAAUAACCCGUGACUUAUAGCUUUAACAAGGCUGCAAUGUGCACAAGUGUGGACCAGCUCAUUCAACGUUAUUCUUCUCCCCCUAGGGUCACAUCCUGUCCAAUCAACUGCCAAGAGGUGCAUUUUCAUAAAUGUCCACAACGACAGGGGCUGAAUGCACCAGUACACUGGGGUAACCCCUUAAUCUUCUUGAAGGAAAUACUGAGAUUUGCACAUGAACCAAUUGUGUACACUGAGUCUGCAGUUUAUAGACCUUAUGUGAGAAGAUUUGCUCCAUCUGCAGAACCAUAAGUGAAUGUGCCGUUCGAACCAGCGCCAAUAUUAUGCUUCUCGGUUGCGUCGCCCCUGCCUUAACCGCUUGGCCAAAUAAACCUAUGUAGUGUGUAUGUUGAUUUAUGUUCAUUGACCUUGAUACGGACAUUCGCAAGUUCAACUGAGUGAAAAUUUAUUUUGGUCAAAAUGAAUCCAAUGCAAACCUGGUGUAGGCCUCAUUACAUUUUCAUAUAAAGUCAUGAGAAAGCAUUCUGUGUCACAGGAGUUGAAUUCAACACCCUGGAAUUGGAAAGCAAGCACAGGGGAGCACCAGUGGAGGGGGUGGGCAAUUGGGGAGAAAAACCACAAUUUGUGGGGAAGGGAAAAAAAUGUAUUGUUUGAAGGUUAUGUAUUUUUUUUUGUAUUGUUUGAAGGUUAUGUAUAUGUAUUUUUAGUUCCUUUGUAAAUGCAAUAGGAACUAUUGUAUUCACUUUCUUGCUUGUGUGUGUGUAUAUGUAUGUGUGUGUAGACAUCUUCUGGAAAAGUUUUCCAACCUUUUGUUUUACUGACAGUGACAUGCCUAAUGGUACUCUUGGGAUUAGUUUACUAACUAGUUGUUGUAUU
Messenger RNA from Anneissia japonica, 2640 nucleotides. RefSeq lists its product as uncharacterized. The coding region runs from base 255 to 1298 and encodes 347 amino acids. The record is from RefSeq and is a predicted model, not a curated record. The transcript is spliced from 8 exons. Lineage: Eukaryota; Metazoa; Echinodermata; Crinoidea; Comatulida; Comatulidae.